Molecule: messenger RNA, 1090 nt
Organism: Thalassophryne amazonica
Lineage: Eukaryota; Metazoa; Chordata; Actinopteri; Batrachoidiformes; Batrachoididae
Gene: tpi1b
Product: triosephosphate isomerase 1b
Exons: 7
Coding region: 97-840 (247 amino acids)
Biological process (GO): gluconeogenesis; glyceraldehyde-3-phosphate biosynthetic process; glycolytic process
Cellular component (GO): cytosol
Molecular function (GO): triose-phosphate isomerase activity
Source: RefSeq, a predicted model, not a curated record
GCUGCGCUCCGAUAUCCGCUUUCUUGUCUCACGUAAGGUCAUCUUUGGUGCAUCUCUGGCCUUGGUCAACAUCGGUCUCUCAAACUCCCGAAAAAAAUGAGUCGGAAAUUCUUCGUUGGUGGAAACUGGAAGAUGAACGGCAACAAAGAAAGCCUGGGGGAGCUCAUCGACACCAUGAACGCGGCCAAGGUGGACCCCAACGUCGAGGUGGUGUGUGGUGCUCCGUCUAUCUACCUGGACUUUGCCAGGUCCAAGCUGGAUGCAAAGUUUGGCGUGGCUGCUCAGAAUUGCUAUAAAGUCACCAAGGGUGCCUUCACUGGGGAGAUCAGCCCUGCGAUGAUCAAGGACUGUGGUGUGGCCUGGGUGAUCUUGGGACACUCUGAAAGGCGUCAUGUCUUUGGAGAAAAUGACGAGCUCAUCGGGCAGAAGACAGCUCACGCUCUGGAGAGCGGCCUUGGCGUAAUCGCCUGUAUUGGUGAGAAGCUGGACGAGAGAGAGGCUGGCAUCACCGAGAAAGUUGUCUUUGAUCAGACUAAAGUCAUCGCAGACAAUGUAAAGGACUGGAGCAAGGUUGUGCUUGCUUAUGAACCUGUGUGGGCCAUCGGCACAGGAAAGACCGCUUCACCACAACAGGCUCAGGAGGUCCAUCAAAAAGUGAGAGAUUGGUUAAAGAAAGACGUGUCUGAGGCUGUGGCGAAUUCAGUCAGGAUCAUCUAUGGCGGCUCUGUGACCGGUGCCACCUGUAAAGAACUUGCUUCCCAAACAGAUGUGGAUGGUUUCCUUGUGGGCGGUGCCUCUCUGAAGCCAGAGUUUAUUGACAUCAUCAACGCCAAGGCAUAAAACACAACAAGACAUUGCCCAGAUGAGAUGCCAGCUCUGUUCAGUUUAAUCAGCCUUCUUCCCCCCCACUUUUUUUUUUUAAUUCAAAGAAUUUGUGUAACAAUGGUGUUCCCUCAUUUUCCUUUUGUGUAUUUUUUUUUUCUUCCCCCACAUAGAAAAGGGACAGAUUGACAAACUGCUGCACUGAAACGGUUAAGUCUACUGAGAUGGUCUCUUGUGCGUCCACACAAAGGCUGGAGAUGUAAAAUAU